Molecule: messenger RNA, 1032 nt
Organism: Acanthosepion pharaonis
Lineage: Eukaryota; Metazoa; Mollusca; Cephalopoda; Sepiida; Sepiidae
Source: the annotation of a GenBank genome assembly
AUGGUCCCGCCGUCUCCGACUUUUUUAAAUGUUGGUAGCAGUAGACGUCGUAAUUCGACAGAGCAGCAGCAACAAGCCAUCAUGUCCGGCAAAAGCACGGACGGACUAAAUCUCUAUAAUUUCUAUAAUUUAUUGAAGGCAAUAAAGCACGAAGUUGUGUCUGGAACCCCUGCUCUCCAAGAAGCAGGUGUGGGGCAUGGAAUCUGUGGUGGUGGCCAGUUACCUUAUGAAAUGGAACCCAAUGAAGAUUAUAGCAUAAUGCCGGCCAUGUUUUCUCCGUCUCUUGCUAAUGAGGAAGAUGAAGUUAGCGCUGUUGAUACGGAGGAAGACACAGAUUCUGUCAUUUCUGACACAAGCUGUGGCACCGAGGAUUCUUCAAGAAAAGUGGCAUCUUCCUUCAGACAUCAUCUUCGUUCUCUUUUUGGUCUGCUGCUUCAAUUCACACAAACUGACAAAUAUCUUUCUCAUCAUAAACUUUUUAACUCUGUCAUCUAUCUAUCUAUCUAUCUAUCUAUCUAUCUAUCUAUCUAUCUAUCUAUCUAUCUAUCUAUCUAUCUUAAUAAAACAAUCUAUCUAUCUAUCUAUCUAUCUAUCUAUCUAUCUAUCUAUCUAUCUAUCUAUCUAAUUCUUUCCAUUAUCUAUCUAUCUAUCUAUCUAUCUAUCUAUCUAUCUAUCACAAUCUCUGUUCAUAUCGAUCUGUCUAUCUAUAUAUUACAGUCUCUGUUCCUAUCUAUCUAUCUAUCUAUUGUAGAGUAUAUAACACUAUCUAUCUAUCUAUCUAUCUAUCUAUCUAUCACAGUUUCUGACCAUAUCUAUCUAUCUAUCUAUCUAUCUAUCUAUCUAUCAAUCUAUCACAACCUCUGUUCAUAUCUAUCUGUCUAUCUAUAUAUUACAGUCUCUGUUCAUAUCUAUCUAUCUAUCUAUCUAUCUAUCUAUCUAUCUAUCUUAACAAAUCGGUAUUGGGGAGAUUCUCACCGAGGCCUUCUGGCUGGAAAGCGGAUGUUUAAUCACUCUUCUGAGCGCUUAUAUUAA